Molecule: messenger RNA, 638 nt
Organism: Nannospalax galili (Upper Galilee mountains blind mole rat)
Lineage: Eukaryota; Metazoa; Chordata; Mammalia; Rodentia; Spalacidae
Product: prolactin-3B1-like
Exons: 5
Coding region: 54-638 (194 amino acids)
Biological process (GO): mammary gland development; positive regulation of lactation; positive regulation of receptor signaling pathway via JAK-STAT
Cellular component (GO): extracellular region
Molecular function (GO): hormone activity; prolactin receptor binding
Source: RefSeq, a predicted model, not a curated record
GGAGAAGCAUCUUUCUUGAACUGGUGACCACACUGUGGUGAAACUACUCAGAGAUGCAGCUGCCUUUGACUCAAGCAUGCUCCUGGUCAUUUCUCCUACUGCUGGCGUCACACCUGCUCCUCUGGGAGAAUGCGGCCUCCAUGCCACGGGUCCAGUUGUCCACUAAGGACCUGUAUGAACGUUUGAUCAUUCAGUCUCACCACAACCAUGGCCUUGCCAUACUGGUGUACAGUGAGUUUGCAGAAAAGUUUAUGAAACUGAGUUGGUUCUGGGAAAAGGAUCCAGUCCCCUGCCACACGGCUUCCAUCCCUACACCAAGCAGCCGUGAAGAAGUCCUCAACAGAACUACGGAAAACAUUCUGAAUGUGACCAUCAGCACUUUCCAUGCCUGGAGAGACGCCAUGAGGGACCUAGUGCCUGCAGUGGCUGCUCUGGAAGGGGCCUCUGAUGAGUAUCCCGGCACUGAAGAAGGCGCCUAUCCCGCUUGGACCGGACAGGCAGACUUGAAGUCGCCCAACGAGGACACUCGCCACUUUGCUCUUUUCAACAUGAUUCGCUGCCUGAGCAGGGACACGCACAGGGCUGACAACUACCUCAAGGUCCUGAGGUGCCGGGAGGUCUUUAACAAUGCGUGCUGA